Cinara cedri is the source of this 438-nucleotide messenger RNA. The record is from the annotation of a GenBank genome assembly. Lineage: Eukaryota; Metazoa; Arthropoda; Insecta; Hemiptera; Aphididae.
AUGAAUAGAAACCUAGCAGGCGUUUCGCCCAAAAAUUCCACACCUAGUUGCCCAAAUACAUCUACUAUCGAUUAUUCUUACUCUACACUCAAAACCAAAAACGUUUCUCCAUCAACCACUACUUCAACACCAUCUUAUAAAUCACCAUAUAAGGCCAAGUCAUUUCUUCAAUCAAACAAAAACGCAUUAAUAGCGGACAAUGACCGUUACACCCGUGGCCCCUCCUCCUCUACGAUUAAUCAUACUCCACGCAGCACAACCAAGACUUCCCUUCCAUCCUCCACCCAAACUGUACCGAACAGCGAUAAUAACAAGCUCAACACAAACGCUAUCUGUCCAUACACAGAUAUAAAUACAUUCACUAAUGACCAACCGAUUAACGAUUUAUCUUAUACGACGAAUAAUAAUAUAAACUUCGCGUCUGCUGUCGCCAUGUAA